GCCUCAGUUUUUUUCAAGUCCUGACACCAACUUAAAAACUCUGACAGGAGAGACAGUAAGAGUACUGUAAGAGAAGCUAAAUAAGGAUGAGUGGUGGAGAGACCGUUCGAGUGAAGCCAUGGUGCCCGGUCACCACAGAACCCAUCCUUCUGGUGGCUUUUAUCGGGCUCGUAGCCACAUCUCCUACCUACCAGCAGUACAUCUACAACGUGCUGGGCAACGGCACGCUUCCAACUAAUACCAGCAGCUGUGACGCCAACGUCAGCGAUCCGGCCUACCAGAGACAAAUCAAGGCUCAGGCAGAGACGUCCCAGUGGCAGCUGUACCUCACCCUGGCACAGGCCAUUCCUGCUGCUAUCUCCACUGUCGCGCUGGGGACUCUAUCGGACACGUACGGGCGGAAGAUGGGGCUUUUUGUGCCUCUGAUAGGCGGAAUGCUGAGCUCCAUAGCAGGAGCCCUGAUUGUGAACUUCUCCUUUCCACUGGAAGUCAUGCUAGCAGGGAACUUCCUCUAUGGUGUGAUGGGCGGCUGGACGGCAAUGUUCAGCGGCUGCUCCGCGUACAUCGCCGACAUCACGGACCCGGGCAAACAGCGCACGUUCCGAGUGGCUGUCAUGGAAAGCGCCGUCGGAAUUUCCUCUCUGGUCGGAGAAAUCGGGACCGGGUACUGGCUGAGCGGACGCGGCGUCCCACGAGGGUUCCAGGAAGUCACCUGGGCUAUCGUCGGUUGCAGCGUCUUCUGUGUUUUGUAUCUCUUCACUCUAAAAGAGACCAGACCAAGAGUGGAUAAUAAACAGACGCAUGACGUAUCCUGUACUAGCCAUUUUCGUAAGUGCUUUAACGCGUUUUACGAGAAACGCUACGACGGUCGGAGAAGGAAACUCUUGCUGGGGACUUUAGCGUAUCUCUUCGCAUUAGGCAGUAUGAUCACGGUUAGCACCCUACUCAUUUUGUACGUGCUAGCCACACCGUUUUGUUUCACAUCGGAUCUGGUCGGACUGCUGAAGGCGGCUACGGGAGCUACGUUCAUCAUGAGUCUCAUCUGCAUCCGUGUCCUCAACAACUGUGUGUCAGAGUUCGCCUUGAUGAUGAUAGCCUUUGUCUCCUUCAUCGGUGGUAUGGUUCUCCUGGCUUUCGCUGGCAACUUCAGCAACCCCAAAAUAGCGGUGUUCAUGGUCCCUGCCGUCAUGAUGUUCAGAGCCAUCAUUGCUCCAGUUCUGAAGACAAUCAUGUCCAGAGAGGUUUUACCAAGUGAACAAGGUACGAUAUUUGCAGUCCUGACGAGCAUGGACAGUGUGGGACAAGUGAUCUUCUCCCUUCUGUUCAACACCGUCUACUCCAGCACAGUAGCAUCCAUGCGGGGGUUCGUGUUUCUGUUGGGGGCAGGAGUUGGGCUGAUCGCAGCGGUUCUCAUUGGAAUCAUGCAGUACUAUGAACCAAAACGGGACUACAAGCCUCUGUCCAUACCUGAAGACAUGGAAGAAGAUUCAGGAAAGAACAUCAUUAAUAAAUAAGUAAAUGUGGCGUCGUGUGGCGUAACGGGCGUAACCAAGAGGUCCCGGGUUCGAACCCUGC
Molecule: messenger RNA, 1575 nt
Organism: Branchiostoma belcheri (Belcher's lancelet)
Lineage: Eukaryota; Metazoa; Chordata; Leptocardii; Amphioxiformes; Branchiostomatidae
Product: proton-coupled folate transporter-like
Exons: 9
Coding region: 87-1514 (475 amino acids)
Biological process (GO): transmembrane transport
Cellular component (GO): membrane
Molecular function (GO): transmembrane transporter activity
Source: RefSeq, a predicted model, not a curated record